This is a messenger RNA of Trypanosoma grayi, 1539 nucleotides long. RefSeq lists its product as hypothetical. NCBI's taxonomy places the organism in Eukaryota, Euglenozoa, Kinetoplastea, Trypanosomatida, Trypanosomatidae. Gene Ontology annotation, molecular function: protein binding. Gene Ontology annotation, biological process: protein homooligomerization. The transcript has a single exon. The record is from RefSeq and is a predicted model, not a curated record. Bases 1 to 1539 code for a protein of 512 amino acids.
AUGUCCAAUGAUCCCAUCCACGUCUCGAAAGGUAAAAAGCGUCAGCGGCACAGCGACAACGACGGUGUUGGGGAUGGCGGUGUGGGGCAGAGGAAGAAUAUGACCCAUAGUAAAGAUAUUGUCACGGAUAACACCAGCGAUUGCGGUAACUACUAUGUGCACAGAGAGACGGAAAAUGAGCAAGCUCAAGCCUAUUCUAUUGAGAAAACCAUAGCGAAUGCAACAGGUAGUCGUGAAAAAAUAGAAACAGAGUUACACGCGUACCAACUUGUUGAGCGAGAUGUCACUUCACUUAUUGAGCGACGGCGGAAGUCCAAGCGGGUCAUGGAUGAGUUUUCAAUGUGGCAGGAUGUUUCCCCCCACGAUGUCGUUCGGCUGAAUGUUGGGGAUGAAAUUUUUACUGUUCGUCUUCAGCUUCUUCUGAGUAAGGAUGGUAACUUAAACUACUUCGACGUUCUUUUUGGAUUUGGCAGCGGCAAUGUGGAGAGCGGCAAUGCCCUCCAGGUCCCAUUGGUAGAUGAUACUGGUGCGCUAUUUAUAGAUAGGGACCCAGCAAUCUUCCGGCUUGCUCUCAACUACCUUCGUGGUUACCGCCUGCUUGGCACACUCAACGAGGACGAGCGUUCGAUGCUUAGGACAGACGCACGUUACUAUCAGUUGCAUUCCUUAAUGAAGGAGCUUGGCGACCAAACGACAGAUACCUCUAUAAAGCUAAAUCCCGGGCCAGGGGUGAAUCCAGAACGCAACCGAUUCCGUGUCAUAUAUGGUGUGGCUGUGGUGGGCCCCCGCUUUCUCAUCACUGGGCGUCACCGCAUCACAUUCCAGGUGACCAACAGCGACUAUGUGGGUGUCGGAUUAGUCUCCGAUUCAUGCGUCAGCACGGAUCAGGAAUUUCACAAGACACUCAACUGUUGUGUUUAUUAUAUGACGGGUGUUUUUUACUCAAACUUUCCGCAUCACCGCAAGGAGGAUGGAUUAGAAACACUUGAGAAAGACGACUACAUCUCACUCAUGGUUGAUAUGAACAAGCGCGUGGCGGAGUACACCCUCAAGAACACGACCAAAACUUUAUUACUUGGAAAUGCACGAAAACUGCGCUUUGCUGUGGCAACGAAGUUAAGGUCAAGCAUAAGAAUUGUCCCAGAGGAAGAUGCAAAGCAUCUUCCUUUGUUCCAGAAAAAACCACCGGAUAAUGACCUGCCAACGGUGAACCAAGGUUCAUCUCUAGGUGAAGAACAAGUGUCAAGCACACAGACGUCACAGCCAAACGGUGCGGGCUCUGUUUCUUUUUCGGAAUUGACGCUUCCGCCAUCACAGCAGCAACAAGGUGUAGAAACAGUUUCCCUAACCCGUUUUUUGAAUGUGAACACGCGCCCCUUCACCACUGAGGGACUCGGAAGGGCAGGGCAGCCCUUUGUGCUCUACGCCUCUUCAAUUGCCCCCCUUCCCGGCAUGAUGGGUGAGCCGAAUGCCCUCCGCUUCGUCUCAGGUAGUGGGCUCGGUGGCCAGGCAGAAGAUGGGCAAGAAGAGGAUAUAUAA